AUGUUACUUGAACAUGUUGGUCCCCAAGUUACAGCAAUGGUGGCUGAAAUACCUUUUGAUAAUUAUCCACAAUUAAUCGGUCUUUUAUUCGAACAAAAUCAAAUCAAUGCUACUAAAGUCAUUUACAAUCUUAACGAUAGCACAUCUACAGAUGAAAUAUACAUGCGUCUUCUUAACAUAAGAGAACGAUUUAAUUGUUCAAUGGAGAUAUUUCACGAUGAAAUUCAAAAUUUUCCUAUUUUUUUCUCUGAAAGUUGGUCACCUCCAGCGAGUCAAUUCCAGAUUCUUGAUAAACAAACAGAUGAAUUUCGAAAUGUUGCUAGUUACUUUAAUGAUGAUCAUCAUCGAAUUAUUCAUGUUGAAAGAAUUGAAAAUCAAGCAUGGGGUAAAAUAUAUGAAGAAGAGAAGGAAAAAAUUGAUAAACGUAUUUGUUCCAGUCAAACUGAUCGCAUUCUCUUUCAUGGUUGUCUACGAACAGCUUCUGAAGAAAUUUUACAACGAGGAUUUGAUAAAAAAAUUGUCGGUAUACAUGGCACAGACUAUGGUGAUGGAUUCUAUUUUUCAACGAAUCCAAUGAGAAGUCAUAUGUAUGCUUUGCCUGAUCUAUCACGAUGGGGUGAACGAACAAUCUUCGUAUGUCAUGUUAUAGUCGGUAAAACAUGUCAUCCUUAUUCGACGAUCGAACCCGAUAAAAUAGAAUACGAUUCGAUCACUGAUGGAUCAGAGAUUUAUGUUGUCUCUUCAAAUCGACAAAUUUUACCGAAAUAUCGUGUUACAUACAAAUAUAUUUCGUGA
This is a messenger RNA of Rotaria sp. Silwood2, 795 nucleotides long. The record is from the annotation of a GenBank genome assembly. Lineage: Eukaryota; Metazoa; Rotifera; Eurotatoria; Philodinida; Philodinidae.